Plectropomus leopardus (leopard coralgrouper) is the source of this 1511-nucleotide messenger RNA. RefSeq lists its product as uncharacterized. Gene Ontology annotation, cellular component: mitochondrion. Gene Ontology annotation, biological process: fatty acid beta-oxidation. Gene Ontology annotation, molecular function: 2,4-dienoyl-CoA reductase (NADPH) activity. The record is from RefSeq and is a predicted model, not a curated record. Lineage: Eukaryota; Metazoa; Chordata; Actinopteri; Perciformes; Serranidae.
GCUCUGCACAAAUCAGCAGCUUCACUUUCGGCACACACACAGAGUCAUCCUCCAUCCUCCAGCAGGCGUGUGCAGCUAAAGCCAGCAUGUCAAACUCGGACAGGGUUGUGUUAGCUCUGGGAGGAGCGGGCACAGUGGGCUCCGGGGUCGUUAAAGCACUGCUGGACAAAGGUUUCAAAGUUGCAGUGAUCUCCAGGGACAGCAGCCGCCUGGAGAGGCUCCAAUCAUUUGUCUCUCCCAACACAAAGGAUAAUCUCAUCACUAUAGUGGGGAAUGUAGGGUCAGAGGAGGGAGCGGAGCAGGCGAAGCAGGCCCUGCUGAAGGCGGUGGGGAAGGUAACUGAUGUUGUCUCCUCUCUGGGCUUCAGUUGGUGGCAGGGAGGUCCGCCACACACCCAGUCUCUCAAAGACCUACACUGGGUAAUCGAGACGUUACUUUUCAGCACAUUUGUGUCAUGGAAGGCCUUCUUCCCCUUGGUGAGGGAUGACUCCAGCUGUACCUACACCUUCAUAACAGGAGGAGCAGGAGAGAAGUUGCUGAUGCCUGGCACCGGCUUCCUGACAGUAGGAGCUGCCAGCACUCUCGCCUUCUGUCAGGUACUACGAGAGGAGUAUCCUGAGGUGCCCUGCAAACUCAACCAGGUGAAGAUCGACACAGGUGUAGCCACUCCGGAGCGCAUGGCACCUGGUUACCUGAACCACCUGGAUCUUGGGGAAGCUGUUGCCACCCUUGUGGAAAGACGAAAUACCUCCCACACGGUCUUCACCGUCAACUGCCCUGCGGACUUAAAAACUGUCCUUCUGGAGGGGAACCUUUAGACUUGGACACCCUUCCUCUGGUCCCACAUUGUUGUUGUAGGGACACAUCUAUCUUCUGCUCCUACUCUCACUGAACUCUCCAAAUACACAUUUAAAGUGUCUUUGGUUCUUUUGUUUUCUUCUCCCACACCUCUGAACCCCAUCCACGCCCAACUUUAUGUGAAUUGUCAGUUGUUUCCACUAAUACUGUACUGUAGGCCUAUAUUCAGCUGCCUGAUCUAAGAGUGUUAGCAAAUGUUUUCUCUGCAUGUGCUGUUGUGUGAUAUGUCUGUAAAGAUGCACAGAGGUUGUAAUACUCAUCUUCUCUUUGUUGCCUGCUUCUGCACAAAUAUUAUCACACAGUUGUGUCUUCUAUUGACACAAUUUCUCCAUAAAUUUGCUAAAUAUACUUGGUAUAAAACUAGACCAUUGGACAAAGCAGGUGAAGUUUGGAGGCACAAGGAGGAGAGAUUUCGAGGCUCCUACUGCAUUUUAACCAGCAGUCCAAAAGUAAUGGGUGGUUUGGUUUCGAUCGUAUGAAUCCACAAACCUAAAAUUAUAUGCUGUGGAGCUAUAUGGAGUAAUGUUUUGUUAAGCAAAUGCCUGUUUUGUUCUGUAUUAGUUCACACAAGAGGAUGCACGUGUAUACACACGAGAAAGCUUUAAGUGGGGUUUUAAGACUGACAAAAAUAAACUUUACAGAUGUUAAAUGAA